Messenger RNA from Hevea brasiliensis (rubber tree), 2414 nucleotides. Its product is annotated as chitin-inducible gibberellin-responsive protein 1. The transcript has 2 exons. Lineage: Eukaryota; Viridiplantae; Streptophyta; Magnoliopsida; Malpighiales; Euphorbiaceae. Gene Ontology annotation, cellular component: nucleus. The record is from RefSeq and is a predicted model, not a curated record. Gene Ontology annotation, biological process: regulation of DNA-templated transcription. Gene Ontology annotation, molecular function: sequence-specific DNA binding; DNA-binding transcription factor activity. Bases 322 to 2031 code for a protein of 569 amino acids.
CUACUCUAUAUAUAAACUUGAAACUUGGUUUAUUGCUUUUUAGAAACUCUGCAUCCAACUUAAAAAAUCCCAUCGCUAGAAUUUUUUUUUUUUAAAGAAAAUUUAAAGGCCGAAUAGGUCGCAGUCUUCAAUCAAAGACUAGAAAAUUUUGUUUCUUCUUCUCUUUCGCAGAAAGUUUCAGGCUGCUAUUGCUUUCAAACAGAAGUUUGAGGUCUGCAUAAAGAUUCUAAAUCUACUGGUAGCUGUUCGGAAGAUUGGGCAGAACAAGCAGCCAAUCUCUUUCUGAAUCAGUAGUGGAACAACAGAUGCUACACUCGUAGCAUGGAAUCACACCAGUUUUUCAGAUACGGUGUCACUGGUGCGGGCUUAUCCUAUUCAUCUUCUUAUCCAAUUGCUUCUUCAAUACCUAAUAGACUCUUUGGGUCCUUCAAAUUUGAUAUAGGAAACUCACCUAGCUCACCCUUCUCAAAUCAAUUUGAUUGUGAUACUAUUACCACAUUGAGUGACAGCCAGGAGCAGUAUAGUUCUACAGAUAAUCUUUCAGAAGCCAGCCCUUCUUGUAACUCUUCACGUGAACCUGGUAGUUAUUUUCAUCGGCAGAGUCCCCCAUUGUCGCGAGAUGCAAACUCUAGCCAGAACAUAAAAUACAGAUUGCUGCAAUUGGAGACUGCUCUUAUGGCACCUGAUGAUGAUGAAGACAUGUCAAUAGCUGAUACUUCUUUGGGGGAAAGUAGUAGACCACAGACAUCAGGUCAAAGGACUGGGGCCUGGAGCCAGGAGCACCAUGUUUCUUGUGUGAUUCCGGCUCAUCCAUCUAUUGAUUCUAGGCAUAGGCAAUCAGGUGAAGGUGCUGCUGUUGAGAAACAUCAAAAACCAUUGGAGGAAGCAAAAUUUCAAAGUAUUCCACCAGGCAGUCUGAAGCAAUUGCUCAUCACAUGUGCUAAAGCUCUGGCAGAAAACAACGUAAAUGAUUUUGGUAAGUUGAUUGAAAAGGCUAGAGGUGCAGUGUCUAUCAGUGGAGAGCCAAUCCAGCGCCUUGGUGCAUACUUGGUUGAAGGCUUGGUAGCAAGGAAGGAGUCAUCAGGCAAUAACAUUUACCGUGCCCUUAGGUGUAGAGAGCCUGAAAGCAAGGACUUGCUUUCGUAUAUGCAGAUCCUGUAUGAAAUUUGUCCUUACCUGAAGUUUGGUUACAUGGCAGCCAAUGGAGCCAUUGCUGAAGCUUGCAAAAAUGAGGAUCGCAUCCAUAUCAUUGACUUCCAAAUUGCUCAGGGUACCCAGUGGAUAACUCUCCUUCAAGCUCUUGCAGCAAAGCCAGAUGGAGCUCCACACGUGCGUAUUACAGGUAUUGAUGAUCCUGUUAAUAAACAGGCCCGUGGUGAUGGCUUAGAGGCAGUUCACAGAAGAUUAGCGGCAAUCUCUGAGAAAUUUAAUAUCCCUAUAGAGUUUCAUGGUGUGCCAGUUUUUGCUCCAGAAGUCACACUGGACAUGCUUGAUGUCAGGCCUGGGGAGGCUCUGGCUGUAAACUUUCCCUUGCAGCUCCAUCACACUCCUGAUGAGGGCGUCGAUGUGAGUAAUCCAAGGGAUGGGCUACUUCAAAUGGUCAAAUCACUUAAUCCCAAGGUGGUGACUUUGGUGGAGCAAGAAUCAAACACAAACACAACUCCUUUCCUCACAAGGUUCAUAGAAACUCUUGACUACUACUUGGCAAUGUUUGAGUCCAUAGAUGUGACACUGCCAAGGGACCAAAAGGAGCGUAUUGGUGUGGAGCAGCACUGUUUAGCCAAGGAUAUUGUGAAUGUCAUUGCUUGUGAGGGGAAGGAGAGGGUGGAGCGUCAUGAGCUCUUUGGCAAGUGGAAGUGUAGGCUCACAAUGGCUGGUUUCCGGCAAUACCCUUUGAGCUCCUACGUCAACUCUGUGAUAAGGAGCUUGCUGAGGUGUUAUUCAGAACAUUACACACUGGUGGAGAAAGAUGGAGCUAUGUUGUUGGGCUGGAAGAACAGGAAUUUGGUAUCUGCUUCUGCAUGGAAUUGAUGUCAGAGGAGAUGGACAUAGAUAGAUGAUACAACAAUAACUACACGUACCUUUCAUAGUUGGGUAUCGUGGUACCUUUCAUAGUUGGGUAUAGUGCAGUCCUAUAGGAUAAUGAAACACGGUGAUAGCAGAUUUAAGAGGGUUAAAUGAUUUUGCAAGUCACAAUUCAUUUCAUGUAAUACAGUCUAAAAUUUGAAUAUCUUCUUCCUGUAUGGGGUAAUUACUACUGUUGUUUUCUAGGGGAUUGCAUUCGGUUCUUUAAUUGCUGUUGACUUGUUAAUCCAUCAGAUUCAGAAGUAUAUUCUUUCUAAUUGUUUACCGAGCAGGCGAUGCACUCUGCUUUCAACUGUGAUGCGGAAUAAAUUCAUCAUUUCUGUAGUUUA